Humulus lupulus (European hop) is the source of this 1599-nucleotide messenger RNA. Its product is annotated as UDP-galactose/UDP-glucose transporter 7. Bases 406 to 1377 code for a protein of 323 amino acids. The record is from RefSeq and is a predicted model, not a curated record. Gene Ontology annotation, molecular function: UDP-glucose transmembrane transporter activity; UDP-galactose transmembrane transporter activity; antiporter activity. The transcript is spliced from 8 exons. Lineage: Eukaryota; Viridiplantae; Streptophyta; Magnoliopsida; Rosales; Cannabaceae. Gene Ontology annotation, cellular component: Golgi apparatus.
GAUGGCGAUGCCGAUGGUGAAGAAGGCGACAUGACAAAUGGCCGAAAACCCUUUUCGCCAGCUGUUUUCAUCACUUCUAGUCUACACACACUCUCUCUCCCUCAAUUUUCUAUUACUAUAUUACAGUUACUACUAUUAUACUUUACUAUAUUCCUCCCACAGUCCACGCUCCCCAAUCUUCACUCUCUUCUCUCUCUCUCUCUCUCUCUCUCUCUCUUUCUCAUCACCACUAUAACUUCCCCUUUUUCCGUCUUCUUUUCUAAUCCCAAGAACGUCAUGUAAAUGCUUAACCAGAGCAUGUGAGAGUUUUUGAAUUUAUGAUUCUUUUAAUUUUAUCGGGUUGCAGAAAGCUUGAUAGAGAUAUUGGGUAAUUGAAUCUGGAUCAGUUUUAAUUCUUUGUUGGCCAUGGAGAAUCGUAGCGAUGCGGAAGCUAGUCAGUUUUUGAGUUUGUUUGCUGCUUUGUCAUAUGGGAUUGCUUCCAUGGCCAUGGUCUUUAUCAACAAAGCCAUUCUUAUGCAAUAUUCAUAUUCAAUGACGCUUCUCACUGUGCAGCAAUUGGCCACUGCGGCUCUUAUAUAUUCUGGUCGAAGAUCGGGGUAUACAAAGGCUAAAGGAUUAGAGAUGUCAACGGCCAAAAAACUUCUUCCAGUGUCAUUAUUCUAUAAUGCUAAUGUGGCGUUUGCCUUGGCGAGCUUGAAGGGAGUUAACAUUCCAAUGUACAUUGCUAUAAAGAGACUCACACCACUCGCAGUUUUGAUUGCCGGAUUUUUCUCAGGAAAGGGAAGACCAACAACACAGGUCAUCCUUUCAGUAUUGCUGACUGCAGUGGGGGUUGUCAUAGCUGCACUUGGAGACUUUUCCUUUGACCUUUUCGGUUAUAGCAUGGCCCUUACUUCUGUGUUUUUUCAGACUAUGUACCUUGUCUUGGUGGAGAAGUCUGGUGCAGAAGAUGGGCUAUCAUCAGUUGAGAUCAUGUUUUAUAACAGCUUUUUGUCUAUUCCUUUCUUGUUGUUCCUCAUCAUAGCUACAGGAGAGUUUCCAAAUUCUAUAUCGAUACUAAUUGCAAAGAGUAAUUCAUUUUAUUUUUUGGUGAUACUUAUUCUUUCGUUGGUGAUGGGCAUUGCUCUCAACUUCACCAUGUUUUUAUGUACCAUAGUCAACUCUGCUCUAACGACAACCAUCGUGGGAGUCCUCAAAGGGGUUGGGUCCACGACCCUUGGAUUUGUCUUACUAGGAGGUGUGCAAGUGCAUGGUUUGAACGUGACAGGUUUAGUCAUCAACACCGCUGGUGGGGUAUGGUAUUCCUAUGCCAAAUAUCAGCAAAAGAAGAACAAACCACCAAGGGCGCUGUCAGAUCUUGAGGCUCAUCGCAAAUAAGUGAUACUGAAAGCGGAUCCCCAUUGUCCUUUCUAUUGUUACUAAUACAGUUUUUUUUUUUGUCAGUCAUAUUCAUGCCAUUGAAAAUGAAACAUUGUUUAUGAUUUAGCUUAAUCUGCAUCGUUUUGAACAUUUUGUAGUGGCAAAUCCUCGUAUGUUAUGAUGCUCUUACAAUUGAUGUAAGUUUGAUAAUGAAAAGCAAAAAAAUGAAGUUACAGUUUA